GCGUGCGCGGUGUUCCGGUUCCGGGAGACAGCCAUGGCGUUCCUGUGUCAGCGUGACAGCUACGCCCGGGAGCUCACCACCGCCGUGGUCUCCUGCCGCCCCGCGGAGCUGCAGCGCGAGGGCCGCGAUGGCGAGAAAGAAGUUCUCAGCGGUUUCCAGGUGGUGCUGGAAGACACGCUGCUUUUCCCCGAAGGCGGGGGACAGCCUGAUGACCGCGGCACAAUCAAUGGCAUCUCUGUGCUGAGAGUGACCCGCCGGGGGGCCCAGGCUGAUCAUUUUACACAGACAUCUCUGGCCCCUGGGAGCCAGGUCCAGGUCCAGGUGGACUGGGAGCGGAGAUUUGACCACAUGCAGCAACAUUCAGGGCAACAUCUCAUCACAGCAGUUGCUGACCAUCUCUUUGGGAUGAAGACAACAUCAUGGGAGCUAGGGAGGCUCCGGAGUGUGAUUGAGCUGGACAGCCCCUCUGUGACUGCAGAGCAAGUAGCUGCCAUUGAGCAGAGUGUCAAUGAGAAGAUCAGAGAUCGGCUGCCUGUGAGUGUAAGAGAACUGAGCCUGGAUGAUCCUGAGGUGGAGCAGGUAAGGGGCCGGGGUUUGCCAGAUGAUCAUGCUGGGCCCAUUCGAGUUGUUACCAUUGAGGGUGUUGAUUCCAACAUGUGCUGUGGGACCCAUGUCCGCAAUCUCAGUGACCUUCAGGUCAUUAAAAUUCUGGGCACUGAAAAGGGAAAGAAGAACAAAACCAACUUGGUAUUUCUGGCUGGGAAUCGGGUGCUAAAAUGGAUGGAAAGAAGUCACGGAACUGAAAAGGCACUGACCGCUCUACUUAAGUGUGGAGCAGAGGAUCAUGUGGAUGCAGUGAAAAAGCUCCAGAACUCCACCAAGCUCCUGCAAAAGAAUAAUUUGAAUCUGCUCAGAGACCUGGCUGUACACAUUGCCCACAGCCUCCAGAGUAGCCUGGAUUGUGGACGUGUGGUCACACUUCACAGGAAGGAGGGCGAUUCUGAGUUCAUGAAUAUCAUUGCCAACGAGAUUGGGUCAAAGGAGACCCUCCUGUUCUUAACUGUGGGAGAUGAGAAAGCUGCUGGACUCUUUUUACUGGCAGGGCCGGCUGAGGCUGUGGAAACCCUGGGGCCAAGGGUGGCCGAGGUCUUGGAAGGCAAAGGAGCCGGGAAGAAAGGCCGCUUCCAGGGAAAGGCCACCAAGAUGAGCCGGCGGGCAGAGGCACAGGCGCUUCUGCAGGACUAUGUCAGCACACAGAGUGCCGAAGAGUGAGGAUCAGCAUGGUUGCCCUAUCUACAGGAAUUUCUCAGACAGUAGCUACUGCCUACAUUAAUGGUGUAACUCUCUCACACAGUGUGUGAUUAGUUUCUAUUUGUGAAUAAAGUUUUCCAAUUUGACCCCUAUUAGACAUAA
Molecule: messenger RNA, 1413 nt
Organism: Dipodomys spectabilis (banner-tailed kangaroo rat)
Lineage: Eukaryota; Metazoa; Chordata; Mammalia; Rodentia; Heteromyidae
Product: alanyl-tRNA editing protein Aarsd1
Exons: 12
Coding region: 34-1272 (412 amino acids)
Biological process (GO): alanyl-tRNA aminoacylation; regulation of translational fidelity
Molecular function (GO): alanine-tRNA ligase activity; Ser-tRNA(Ala) deacylase activity; nucleic acid binding
Source: RefSeq, a predicted model, not a curated record